UCAAGCGGCACGCGGAAACAGUGAAAGGCUGUUUAGUUUCAAAGCGUCAGAAAACCUCCACAGGAGCAGCUCCACAGCAGCGCGACAUUCACAGAAAUCAAUACUGGAUGUGGACAACGUGCUCGAGAACACCAGUUCUGUCUUUAGCCUCUUAAAUAAUUCCUUCUGUUAAUAAUAAAAGCUUAACAUAAAAACAAACAAACUCCAAAGUGCCAGUUCCAGAGGAGGACGUGAUGGCUCAGAGGGAGUCACCGGUCGUUUUAAAUGGGACUCAAAUAUCAUACAUUGGACAUGACUCUAAGGACAUCCCCAAUUUUCUUGGUGAGACGUACGGCUCGUUUGCAAGACGACUGGAUCUGAGUUUCAACCAGUUCAGGUCGCUGGCAGGCCUCAAAAUGUUUACUGAGCUGGAAGAGUUGGUCGUCGACAACAAUCUGCUUGGAAAUGACCUCCAGUUGCCCAGGUUACCCAAGCUCCACACCCUGACACUCAAUAAGAACCAACUGACUGAUAUCGAGGCCCUGCUGGAUAACUUGGCUGACGUGACCCCAUCGCUGCAGUACCUAAGCCUGCUGGGAAAUGAGGCCUGCCCCAACCAGCUGGUAAGCCUGGAUAAGGAUGACGACGACUACCAGAGAUACAGGUACUUUGUACUUUACAAGUUACCCCAGCUUAAGUUUUUGGACUCCAGGAAAGUAACAAGAAAAGAGCUAAUGGAGGCACAGGAAAGAGGGGCCUUCAUGAAAGUGGUAAAGCCAAAGUCGGAGGGACUGCUCAAUGAGGCUGGAUCAGAGAUUCGCCCACUGCCCUACACACCUCUGCCACGGGGAUCCAGAGAUGCAAAAAACCACAAAGGGGUAUUCGCCAAGUGUCGCUACAUCUACUAUGGCAAGCACUCAGAAGGCAACAGAUUCAUCCGAAACGAUCAGCUCUGAUGUCCACAAGAAGCUCUCAAAGGGGUCAUUUUUUUUUAUUUAUUAAAACCUUGGUGGAUUUAAUUCAUUCACCUAAUCCACUGCUGGAAUAAGAUCCCUUAUAUCCAAAUAUGCUUUUUUUUUUCUGUACAUUGAAUGUCUCCUUUUUUAUAGUGCAUAUUAGAGCCACUGUUCCAGUAUCCUCUCCUGAGCCGAGCGUACAUCUGUUUGCCUGCUUUCAGCUCAGAGUCAGAGAUGACACUCCCACUGACAUGAUUGCCUCUAAGCAUCAGCUGCAACACAACUCUCUCACACACACAAGGACAGGUUCCCUACCUUAUGGUCUAACACACAGGCAGUAACAAACAUACCCAGCCAAUUGCUUCCUUUUCUUGGACACCCAUGAUGGAUCACUUGUUCACUGCAGCUACUAAUCAAGGGUGAAAAGGGUGGCGGUCACACACCUGGGCCCUGAAGUGGAGUCAUCUUCUUCAUUCUUUUUUCUCUUUUUUUUUUGCCAUUGCUUGUCUGAGGCUUGCCCUCACAACUGUUUUUUUUAUCAUUAGGCAAAGUCUUAAUAGCAAAUGAAUGGAAGUUACAGCUGAGAACUAGUAACAUGCAAAGCAAAAUCCCAUAUUUUGGCUUUGCUAGGUAGUAAAUCAUUUUAUUUUUUUAUUAUUAUUAUUAAGAGCUAAAAAUAGUUUUCUAUUCAUAUUGCUGUCUAUAUGUUCGAGAGCUGAAUGGGAAUUUAUGCUACUACAUCAUGUGAAAUCUCUGGCCCCGUCUGAACCACUAAUUAGCUGAAUUCCCCUCAAAACAUAAAGCUUUACUCAUCCUGUUUUGUUUUUUUCCAGAAACAGUUUAAUUCAGUCUGUUAAACUAAGCCCAAGUCUGAAUUUAUGUUGUAUUCAUCAAUAAAUAGAAAAUAUAUUUUUUAUCCAAACAUAAUGGUCAGAUUUCCGGUUAGUUAAUUAACAAGAGCUGAUGACCCAGGGUCUUAGAUAAAAACAUUUAAUUGAUUAUUGUCAAUUGCAAAUCAACAAUGAAAACGUACAUUUACAAGAAUACUGAAAAAAAAGUAUAUUUUGAGCACUAAUUGAAUAUUUUCAUAGAUCUACACACACAGGUAGUUUUAAAUUAUUGCUUAUUCCAAAUUGUGAGCAUAUUCAAAUAAUUUCAGAUAUUAAUCCAAUAAAUAACAUAAUUUUCUGGAAAUGUGUGGUGUGUUUUAGUUUGUAUUUUAAUGUACAUCUGCACUUAUAUUUUGUUUUUUCAUCUCCAAACAGAAAUUGUUAGAUUAGAAUAAAUGAGGCAUGUUUUGUAAGGGUUGUAAUUCUUUCCAUUACAUAAAUUGGUGAGGACCAAAAUGUCCAGAACUAUGAAAACAAUAGAAGAACUAAUCAAAAGAUUUCCUGUAUUUAUUACUUUAAUUGCCAUUUUCUUAAGUUCACACUCUGAUGUUUCUGAUUGAGAACUGAUUGCCAAAUUCAACUUUUAUCAUAGGCAUCAUUUGAUUGACUAGUUUUUGAUAUUUUGUAUUAAAUGACCAUCAUGCAAAAGUUUGACAAAUGUCACAAGUCACCAACAUCUAGGUCAAAGAUCAAUACAAAGAUCAUUAAACAGGUUAUAUGAACCAUAUAAUUGUUUGGGGGAAAAAAAGUGUCUAAAAUUAAGAUUACAAAGAGUGGGUUGAAAAGAAGAAUAAAAAAUUGGAUUCCCAAACAAUUAAUGCUCUAAUUAAUGAACAAGUUGUAUCCACGUGCCUAUCAUUUAUACUGAUCAAAUGAAAUUACCACCUUGAUGUUGUACUCAUAAGGAAAAAAAAAUUCAGAGUGGACUAAAAUCUUCUCUACAAAACUAAAACCUUAUCAUACAACAUGACUUUACCAAUCUACUGUUUCUUCUUUCAUAAACACAAGAAGUCAAAAAUGGCGCUCUAUGACGGCUGAUGAAACUUUUUAAAAUCUCAUUUAUAACCAAACAAUCUGGGUUACAUCAAAAUGUGUAUUUGAUGUUUGGUUUAAACAACUCAGCUUCUCUUGCACUGGCUUUUCUUUCCAUUUGCAUGGAUCAAACCCACCUAAUGUGGUGUAAAAUAUACAGGUAGUAUUGGACCUUUUUUACAUAGACUAAGGUAUUUUGAAUUUUUAUGCAAACGUGUUUUGCUCCAUCUAUUAUUAUAAUUUUUUAUCCCGUUGAGGUUUCCUUUUCAUGCCUUAGGCUCUUUUUAUACUACUUAUGUUUUUUUUUUAUUUGUACUGAGAUGCACUUCAAAUAUAAAUAACAUAUGAAAACAUACAGUGGUAUUUUUAAUUGUUUAUCUCGUUUUUAUGAAUUUUGUUAUGUUUGUAUUAUUGUUAGUCGUGUACACUGUCUCUCUUUGUGCCUUAACACAGCAGUAGGUUAGAAAGGUGUCAAGCGCACCUUCCAGUUUAGGAUUUUGAACAAACAUUUGAUAUCUAACAGCUGAAGUAAAUGUUUUACUUUUGUGUGAUUAAAAGGGCUGAACUCAGA
This is a messenger RNA of Cyprinodon tularosa, 3428 nucleotides long. RefSeq names its product leucine rich melanocyte differentiation associated (gene lrmda). Gene Ontology annotation, molecular function: protein binding. The transcript is spliced from 7 exons. The coding region runs from base 234 to 935 and encodes 233 amino acids. Lineage: Eukaryota; Metazoa; Chordata; Actinopteri; Cyprinodontiformes; Cyprinodontidae. Gene Ontology annotation, biological process: melanocyte differentiation. The record is from RefSeq and is a predicted model, not a curated record.